Ficedula albicollis (Collared flycatcher) is the source of this 1849-nucleotide messenger RNA. RefSeq names its product paralemmin (gene PALM). Gene Ontology annotation, biological process: regulation of cell shape. Bases 1 to 1842 code for a protein of 613 amino acids. Gene Ontology annotation, cellular component: membrane. Lineage: Eukaryota; Metazoa; Chordata; Aves; Passeriformes; Muscicapidae. The transcript has 12 exons. The record is from RefSeq and is a predicted model, not a curated record.
AUGGUCGAUGCACGGCGGCCCCCGGGCGGCUGCAGCCCCCUCCCCUCCCCUCCCGCGCUGCCAUCGGGGGCGUUCGAUGCCGGCCCCGCUGCUAAUGGCUUUAGCCUGGGACUGAGGGGGCCAGGGUGGUCCCUGCUCAGCCCCCCGGAUGCAUCAGAGCCCCCAGGGCAGGGUCCAAGCAAGCUGAGAGAGAUUGCAGCGAGGGGCAUCCAGCCUGAAGCGAGCGAAGACGAUCCAUCGCCUGACAAUACCUCAGUGCCUCCCACCCUAAUUACUGCCACAGCUCAGCACUUCGUUAGCACCGGCUGGCCAGCAGCCAGCGGCUCCUGUGGCGCUGGAGCAUCCAGGUGCCAGCCGGCCCCGCCAGCCACCCCAGCCCCACUGAACCUGCACCUGGUGCUCUGUGGCGUGGGGGCUCUUGCCAGGCCCGGGGGGCUGCGCUGCCGCACUCCAGUGCACCUGGGAGAGCUGUGCCAGGCUGCCACCAACAGCACCCCCAGCACGGCUGUGGCAGCCCGUGCUGCAGAGCCCGGAACACAGAUGCCAUCAGGAGCAGGGCCUGUUGUCAUGCGUGUGUCCGAGCGUGUCAGCGUGCCUUGUCUGGUUUGCUGGUUGCACACUGUCCCAGUCACCUGCCACUGGUGCCACUCCUCACAGCUGCUCUCUGCUCUCUGCAGGGUCGUGGAGGCCAGCACCCUUCAGCAGGAGAGGCUGCAGGCCAUCGCGGAGAAGAGGAAGCGUCAGACGGAGAUCGAGAACAAAAGGCGGCAGCUCGAGGAUGACAGGCGGCAGCUGCAGCAUCUCAAGUCCAAGGCUCUGCGGGAGAGAUGGCUCCUGGAAGGGGCCCCAGCUUCUGCCUCCGAGGAGGAAGAGGCCAUGAAGAAACAGAUGCAGGAGGAUGAGGUGAAGACUAAAGAGCUGGAGGAAGCCAUCCAGAGGCUGGAGAAGGAGCUGGAGACGCUGGAGAACAGCAGCUCAGUGGCUUCGACCAAGGAGAACCUGGCAGAGGCAGCAGCCAAGGAGGAGAAGGCUGAAGCUGUCCCCAAUGCACAGAAGAGUCCCCUGGGCACAGUUAAGGCCGACAAGAGGGUCUCCAGCAGCCCCAUGAAGGCAGUGGAAGGCAGUGACAUGAUGAAGGCGGCCAUGUACUCGGUGGAGAUCACAGUGGAGAAGGACAGAGUCACUGGGGAGACCAAGGUCCUGUCCAGCACCACCAUGCUCCCCCAGAACCACUGUCUGCAGGGGGUCAAAGUGUACGAGGAUGAGCUGAAAGUGGUGCACGCGGUGAGUGCCGAGGACGGGGCCCUGCAGAACGGGGCUCACCCCCUCAGCUCCUCCGAGGUCGACGAGCUCCUGCACAAGGCGGACGAGGCCACCCUGAGCGAAGCUGCUGGGCGCCAGACCCCAGCCAAGGCCGGCAAAGGGGGUGGCGGCAGCGCCCCGGGCAGCCAGAAGCCAACGCCACGGCGGGAGAUCACAGGGCUGCAAGCCAAGGUGCCGCCGGGCGAGGGGACAGAGCCCAGCCAGGAGCAACCCGUCACCAUGAUCUUCAUGGGCUACCAGAACGUGGAGGAUGAGAACGAGACCAAGAAGGUGCUGGGGCUGGAGGGCACCAUCAAGGCGGAGCUGGUGGUGAUCGAGGACGCCGAGAGCAAGCCGGAGGCGGCUCACAAGGACCACACACCGCCCAACGGCACGGCGCUGGAGCCGGCGGCCGCCCAGCCGCUGGGCGAGGAGGGCGCGGGCGGGCAGAAGCCGGGCGCCAACGCCACAGACGCCAAGGAGGCCGAGCAGGAGGCGGAUGCGAAGAAGCAGCGCUGCAAGUGCUGCACGGUGAUGUGAGCCCCCC